AUGCACUCAUCUCCUGCGAAGAAGAAAAGACUCAGUAAGGCGGCAGGACCGUAUGAUGUCUCGCGUAUUGAACUCGGAGGAGACGACACAGGAUCAGUUCCUAUCUACGACUCGUGCCACGAAAUCCGCAAGGAAAUCAAGGCGUUCUUUCGAGAUGUUUCACCUAACGAAUCUGCAUUCUGUCGUGAAAGCGCCAAAACAUUUCCAGAUGGCAGACGAGUCCUUACGAAAACCCUUGACAAUUCCAUGAAGCAGAAAGAUCCACACGGCAAUCAGAGUCCUGCUUAUAAUGCUGCUUAUGUGUUCUUCGAGCAAACACGUAUCUAUGAUUGUGAAUCAAAAGUCAGGAUCAUGAAAACUCGGAAAAGAGUUUGGGCGCGGAGAGUAAAUAUUCCAAGUCGAUGUCACGUAUCUAUGGACCGGAUUUCAGAGGGGGGGCAUGUUGAGAAAAGUUCGCUUGAUAACAUGGGGAAGGGGGUAGAUCUUGGAAGUAUUGCUGUCGAUCAUGUGCAUUGUCGUCGAGGUUUGUAG
Botrytis porri is the source of this 531-nucleotide messenger RNA. RefSeq lists its product as uncharacterized. Bases 1 to 531 code for a protein of 176 amino acids. Lineage: Eukaryota; Fungi; Ascomycota; Leotiomycetes; Helotiales; Sclerotiniaceae. The record is from RefSeq and is a predicted model, not a curated record. The transcript has a single exon.